Vicia faba (fava bean) is the source of this 420-nucleotide messenger RNA. NCBI's taxonomy places the organism in Eukaryota, Viridiplantae, Streptophyta, Magnoliopsida, Fabales, Fabaceae. The record is from the annotation of a GenBank genome assembly.
AUGCACCUGAAGAAGACGGAGACAAUGACGUUGAAGAUGGUGAUGGAGAUCAAGACGAGACUGAACUCCUUGCCGGCGUGUGUUGGAUUGGAUCAAGGAUUUGUUGUUGCAGUAGGAUUUUUAUUCCUUCUGCUGAGUGUUAUAUGUUGCUCUCUCGGUUGUUUAGGAAUUGCUUUCGUCGAGAGGAUAACGAGAGGGUGGUCGGACGAAAGCUGUUAUACGAGAAAAUUCUGUAUGGUGCUUAAAGAAAAUUGUUCACAACAGGAUAUGCUGAAGGCAUUGUUUCAGAUAUCUCUAGAAUAUGCAGAAAGGGAAUUCGAUCAUGUUAGAAAUGAUGGAGAGUCAGUUGGUUGGAUCACAUACGGGCUUAAUGCAAGGCCUCUGCCUAAUAGAAUUCGACCGAGCAACACAGAGUUCUAG